Messenger RNA from Xiphophorus hellerii (green swordtail), 1480 nucleotides. RefSeq names its product SDE2 telomere maintenance homolog (S. pombe) (gene sde2). The transcript has 8 exons. Gene Ontology annotation, cellular component: nucleus. The record is from RefSeq and is a predicted model, not a curated record. NCBI's taxonomy places the organism in Eukaryota, Metazoa, Chordata, Actinopteri, Cyprinodontiformes, Poeciliidae. Bases 44 to 1351 code for a protein of 435 amino acids.
UGCGCCUGCGCAGUGCGUUCAGCUUGUAACAAACGGAGCCAAGAUGGAGGUGUUUGUUGUUGCUCCGAGCUUCAGGUGCUCAAGCUUCGAGUUUCCACCUGGUUCUGUUGUCAGAGACGUUCUGGAACGGUUCAUCCCGCACCAGGACUGGUAUGUCACCACUAACGGCCGUCUGUCUGGGCUGGAGGAGCGGCUGCAGGAUGGGGCCGUCUACCGCCUGGAGCCCCGGCUCUGUGGAGGGAAGGGAGGUUUUGGCUCCAUGCUCCGGGCUUUGGGAGCGCAGAUCGAGAAGACGACCAACAGAGAGGCCUGCAGGGAUCUGAGCGGCCGCCGCCUUCGAGACGUCAACCAUGAGAAGGAGAUGGCGGACUGGCUGAAGAAGCAGUCGGAGCGCGAGGCGGAGAAGGAGCAGCGGCGGCUGGAGCGUCUGCAGAGGAAGCUGUCGGAGCCGCGGCAUCAGUUCGCCGACCCGCAGUACCAGCAGCAGUGCCACGACCUGAGCGAGCGUCUGGAGGACUCGGUUCUGAAAGGCCUGCAGGCGACCUCCAGCGGUCAGGUGAAGGUCGGAGCCGACCCGGAUCAGAACCGAGCCCCUGCGAGGAAGAGGAGGAAGACUGCAGCGGCGGCCGGGUUCUGGACGGGUCUGGACGAGCUGCUGAGCUCUGAGGAUGAUGAAGAUGAUGAGUCUCCGUGCAGCGGAGGCGCUGUUACCAUGACAACCCAGAGGGAGGAGGCGGAGCCUGGACCCAGCAGCAGCACCGCUCCAACCGCCAGAACCUCAGAGGUCCAGAACCCCGGGCUCCCGACGGAACCGGCUGUUGGACCGUCAGGGGACCAGAACCCUCCUCAGGGCUGCAAAGAACCGGCCCAGGUCCAGAACCACGGGCUCCCGACGGAACCGGCCCAGGUCCAGAACCCCGGGCUCCCAACGGAACCGGCUGUUGGACCGUCAGGGGACCAGAACCCUCCUCAGGGCUGCAGAGAACUGGCCCAGGUCAAGAACCCCGGGCUCCCGAUGGAACCGGCCCAGGUCCAGAACCACGGGCUCCCGACGGAACCGGCCCAGGUCCAGAACCCCGGGCUCCCGACGGAACCGGCUGUUGGACCGUCAGGGGACCAGAACCCUCCUCAGGGCUGCAGGGAACCGGAUCAGCAGUUGGACCUGUCCUCGGUGCCAUCCGUCCAGCAGCUGGAGUCUCUGGGUCUGGAGGUUCUGAAGGAGGAACUGAUGCGCCGCGGCCUGAAGUGCGGGGGAACGCUGUCGGAGCGCGCCGCCCGCCUCUACUCCGUCAGAGGCCUGAGUCCAGACCGGAUCGACCCGGCACUGCUCGCCAGAACCAGGAGGAAGUAGACCCAGCUGGGAACUUCCUGUCUGGAAUGAAGCUUCCGGGUCUGGAUGUUGGAAUCGUUUAUUUGAACAUGUGAAUCGAUGAUCAGAUUUUGUUUUUAUGAAAUAUUAAUAAAAUGUUUCAGAACCAAA